This is a messenger RNA of Xiphias gladius (swordfish), 1579 nucleotides long. RefSeq lists its product as uncharacterized. The transcript is spliced from 9 exons. Lineage: Eukaryota; Metazoa; Chordata; Actinopteri; Istiophoriformes; Xiphiidae. Bases 289 to 1449 code for a protein of 386 amino acids. The record is from RefSeq and is a predicted model, not a curated record.
UGUUUCUGCAACGCUACAUCUCUCACUCUUUCCGAGAAAAUGACAGGAAGUGUAAUAGGAAGUGAAGCGUACUUGCCUCGUAUUGUGUGAUUGUCGCCUGCCUCUACAUUAAUUAUGAGCAAUAUUCUCAAGGCUUCUUAAACUCUACCAAAGGCUACUCUGAUGAACAGUGACGGACCAUGAAUGAACGUGUUUAAGAGAAGGAAGCGGAUACCACGAGCCCAAAGUCAUGCCGGUGUUGUUGUGAAGAAGUUUGUGUCUCUGUGUGUGUGAUCUUACGGCGCAAACAUGACAAAAGCAGCUCUGACUAAACUUCUGAUCCUCGUGAUCCUCGCCUUUAUCAUCUGCCUCCCAGAAUUCUUCUCAUUAUACAGAGUAUCGAAAGUGAACUUCCUCUGUCGGCGCUACCGACCCUGUGAGCGAGGGAACCAGGUGAAGAAGGGGGAGAAUGGGAAGAUCGGGGAUGCUGAAAUCCAGAGAAAGGAUAUGUGUGACCCUUCACAGACUGCAGAACGUGAGAAGUGGGAGCAGGAGUGCACGCAAGGGAAUCAGAUCAACAUGGCAGAUCCUGCUUCAGACUCCAGAAGAGGCAGCAAUGAUUCAGAAAAAAACUGGUUCAUGUGUCAAACAGAUAUGGACAUGGCAGGAUUAAAAAGCAACAUCUUAUCUUCAGCCACAGCUCUAAAGGUACAUCUGGAAGUGUCGGUAGAGCUUCAUCUCGGUAAUGAAGACACCCUGAAUCUCACCUUGUAUGGCCACAGCAAUUACAGCUCCUUAGACCUCCAUCCACCUGAGGAGCAGGAGGAAGAGGAGGAUAAGAAGAAGGGUGACGAAGGACAGAAGGCAUUUUAUUGCUGUCUCCCUGUCCUGCCCACCUCGGAGUCAGCCAAUCAAAGCCGCUGUCUCCUUUGGCUCGCCAAUCAAACAGUUUCGACUGCAGCAGCGAAGGAAAAGCUGCCAUGGAAACGGACACAGAAAGAUGAGUGGCGGUGUGUAUUCAGGGUUGUCUGGAUGGCUCUGCUGUGCGUGGUGCUCCUGACUAUAGUUACAACUGUGCUCGGUCAAAUCUACUUUGGGAAACGCUCAUGCAAAAAGCCCAUGGUGCAGCCUGUUUACAACUUCACUGUCCAGCAGUUAAACGUAGAUGGAGAGAAGCAUACAGAGCUCAUCACACCAAAAGGGACAGUCUUCAACUUCUAUCGGUCCGGGCCUUGGUCAGAACUGUCACCCAUUGAAGAAGCUGACUCUCAAGAGGACACAGAAACUCUUCUGGAUGAAACUGUCGACCACUGCUAUACUGGUAAACUCACCACUAGAACAAUCAUAAAAUCUGAAAGAGGCUACUUGGAAUGUGUACUUCUGUUUCCAUUGAGGAGCACAGUGGGGGGAAAAAAACUUUCCAGUGCUGGAAGAAGCACUCAGAUUUUUUUUCUAAAAAGACUAAAAUGAGUAAGAGUAGUCGUAGACGUAUACCACAGAGCAGAAAUACUCUGUCACAAGUAAAAGUCCUGCAUUCAGCUGCAGCCAAGCAAUACUCAGAUACACUAGAUCCAGAGUAAACUGGAACCAGAAGCUGCCA